AUGUCCUUUGCGAAGAUUUCCUCUAUUGCCAUCCUUGGGUUGCUGGUCGGUCAUUUCGCGACUUAUUGUUGUGCCGAAGUCACCUUUGACAUCAUCACACUGUCACCGUUGCUAUGGAACGAAACCGUGCAAGAUGUUGGCAACGAAAUCGUCGAUGUUGUUGUGUUGGACCGGCCGUUGAAACAUUUCAAUGAAAAGCUCGCACGCCACUUUUACGCCAUGGUCUCCGCGGCUUGCAUUCUGACGGUGCUCAACAUGGCCGUUCCCAUCGUCUGGAUGUUCCGACAGUACAGACGCAAAACUCCACCAUAUCAGCCCAUUCAGUUUACGAAACUCGAAAACAGAAAUGAUACUGGCAUUUACGCUCCCAUUCCCCCCAAUCCUUGGCGCUUGGGCCACUACAAGUACAUGCAAGGAGCGUUUGCGUACACGUUCUUUUAUACCAUCUUUGUCAUUACAGGCUUUCUCUUUAUUUAUUCCUGCAAACAGUUUGUGCGGACAUUGCAACGAUGGAUUCCCAGUAUUUCAGAGGAAAGCAUAUUCUAUAGUCACUGGGAGUGA
This is a messenger RNA of Seminavis robusta, 561 nucleotides long. NCBI's taxonomy places the organism in Eukaryota, Bacillariophyta, Bacillariophyceae, Naviculales, Naviculaceae. The record is from the annotation of a GenBank genome assembly.